This is a messenger RNA of Gamsiella multidivaricata, 1719 nucleotides long. RefSeq lists its product as uncharacterized. The record is from RefSeq and is a predicted model, not a curated record. Lineage: Eukaryota; Fungi; Mortierellomycota; Mortierellomycetes; Mortierellales; Mortierellaceae. The transcript has 3 exons. The coding region runs from base 1 to 1719 and encodes 572 amino acids.
AUGAACGAUCGUCACUACAAACCCACACAUUGCACAGUUGCCCACCCGGUCUGCCCAGAGAGAUCCCAUGGUUCGAAAUCGACUGAGGAGAUGCGCUCUCUCACACAGACCCGUGUUUACGGUGUCUACAUCAGUCUUUAUGCAUGGUCUCUGUGGUGCUGCGACCAUUACCGUGUCGACCUGGUGGUUUCCUUCGGCUUCAUCCUCACAGGCGCGUUCUUGCUGUGGCACACCUUCCCCUCCCCUUCCGACUCCCUCUGUGCAGGAUCAGCUGUCGCCGAGGAAACUCUCAUGGGAGAUGAUGCUGCGCUGUCGCCGGUGCUCCCUGAUGGCGAGCAGAUCACGGUAGUGUCAGCGAUAUCAACGAACUCUAUGAAAUCAGCUACUGCGACUAUUGGUGGUUUGAGUCAAGACACUCGUCAUGCAGGACCUAUGGUCCACGAUAUUAUAUCCAUCUUGCAGCAUUAUUUGGAUCCUCCGCCGCCUUAUAGCAGUCAAAUCAAAACUGAAGAAUCAUCAGAGGCACAUACAAUCCUACUCCGAAAACCAGUAUCUUCUGACCAGCAAAGACCGCAGCAAUCGCUACAUAAACACAUAUCGCGACAGGAGGAUGAGCACUAUCUUUGGACGAAAUUUAUCUUCCAUGUGUUGAGCGCAUGCGGAUGGGCCGUCUGCUUGGGUGUUUGGCACUCAAGUUACUGGGUUGGAUCAUCAUCUGCGCUGCAAGGACUUUUCGCCGUGAGCGCAGGAUCCCUUUAUCUGAGUCUGGUCUCUAUCACACUUUCGCGGUUUCACAAUUCUUUUGAUACCAAAGGCAUGGAGUCAGACAUGGGUCAGGAGAGGGCGGGCUCUACUGCGGCCUUUGUUGAAUUACUCCAGCGCGACAAGGACGGGGGUAAAGGAUUUCUGUACGAGGAUAUUACAGGAGUCGAGGAGUCCCAGAGGCUAUUGACCCUAUUGCUCAUGGAUCCUCAGGUUGAUACAGCCAAUUCAGUCGCUCCUGAAGAAACAAGAGUUGAGCAGCUACAGCAGCAACUACGGCGCCGGCCAGAUUUCAAGGUGACUAAGAGGUGCCGCUCGUUCGUUACGACAUGUUCAGUGUCUUCGUUAUCAUCAAUGCCAAGCGUGGUCCGAAAUGUUAAGUGGAAACCCAAUGUCUGGGCCAUAUCGUUCUUUAUCCUCGACCCAACCGUUUUGAAGCGCUUCUGGAGCAGUUCACGAGGACCUGACGAUUAUAUUACAGCGCGAGAUCGAUGGGACUAUGAUACGAUUCGCAUCAGGAACAUUGGACAGAAUGAUCAGCGGCAGCAAUAUGAGAGACAGGACAUCCUGCGCAUGCUUGCUGGUUCGUCGCAUGAGGUGGGACGUGUGCUAGGCAAACCCAAAUCGUUCUCAGUGCUGAGCACCAGGGCAGCGCGAUCCGAGUCAGCACUGACUCAGUUGAUCAAGGUUGCACUUGAUCCAGAGCGAUUGAGUAGUUUCAUUCGGUUCUAUCAGCGACGAUAUACUGUGCGGACCAGCAUAGGCGCAAUGGCAGAUAUUCCUGACGAGUGUUUCGCGUUUGCGGUGGGGACGGGCAGACGACUGCCCGCCGUGCGUGUUGGUCUAUACGGCGCGUCCCAGGAGCGAGUGUGGGCAUCGAAUGGGUCCAUUGUCCUUGACAACGUGUCUCGCUUGGACAAACUCCGACAGGACAGAGAUGACCGCUUCAUAAAAUAA